Messenger RNA from Cadophora gregata, 876 nucleotides. RefSeq lists its product as uncharacterized. The transcript is spliced from 3 exons. Lineage: Eukaryota; Fungi; Ascomycota; Leotiomycetes; Helotiales; Ploettnerulaceae. Bases 1 to 876 code for a protein of 291 amino acids. The record is from RefSeq and is a predicted model, not a curated record.
AUGGAUAUGACAAGCGAUCGAUGUUCAACGUGCCAGAGAAGUAACGCAAGCCUAGAGCCUGUGGCCAAACCAAGCGAGGUUCGAGAAGUUAGUCUCCGCAGCCUUCAAACCUCUGCGGUGAAUUGCAAGAUAUGUGCUUUCGUGCAAGACGUUCUUUCAUUGGAUCAUACUACCCCGAGUAUUACGGAUGUGUCGUACGAACCCUCAAGAAUUAAAAUAGAAGGCGGAGGUCUGAGGUUCACAGGUCAGUGGCAAGGAGCAUUAGUGAUCGAGAUAUACAAAGCUGAGAUACAGCCGAAUCUGCCAAAACCGAAAGAGGUAUCACAGAAAUUGUCGUGUAACGAUGCUGCUGGAAUCAUUGCAGAAUGGAUGGCUGCUUGUGAAAGCUAUGUCGAGUGCCAAGAUCCGGUCUCGAAUAAAAAAUACAACUAUACAGGAACAAGACACGUCAGACUCCAUAUUACUAAUGUUGAGAUUGACCUGCACUCAUCAUACCUGAAGAGACUUAUUUGGCUGGGACCCAACCUUGAGUUCGCUCGCUUGGUACCAUUCCCUCCUGAUGUUGUUCACUGGGGUAGAGCACGAGAUGGAGACCACAUCUUCAAAACAGAUGACUCAACAAAGUUGCAAUUCGAGUCUUCCAUUCCUCUGCAAGACGUUCCCCGAACCUUGAAAGAUGCCUUUUACUUGACGAACAAGCUCGGCCUGGAUUAUCUUUGGGUGGAUGCACUCUGCAUCGUCCAAGGUAACCAGGAGGAGUGGGAGCAAGAGUCAGCAAAAAUGGGACUCAUCUACUCUAAGUCAAGGAUUGUUCUUUCAUCUACGCAAUCCUCCAGCGUCAACGAUGGGGUAUUCAUGCCCCGAUCAACAAUAUGA